Suillus fuscotomentosus is the source of this 936-nucleotide messenger RNA. Its product is annotated as WD40-repeat-containing domain protein. The transcript has 4 exons. Gene Ontology annotation, molecular function: protein binding. The coding region runs from base 1 to 936 and encodes 311 amino acids. NCBI's taxonomy places the organism in Eukaryota, Fungi, Basidiomycota, Agaricomycetes, Boletales, Suillaceae. The record is from RefSeq and is a predicted model, not a curated record.
AUGGAUGGAAGGAGAAUUGUGAGUGGGGCGAGAGAUGGCAGGAUAAUCAUAUGGGACGCAAAUACGAAGGAGAUCAUCAGAUGUCUGUCGGAUCACACAGACGAUGUCAAUUGCAUACAAUUCUCACCUGAUGAGCAAAGAUUCGCCUCCGCAUCGUCCGACGGCACACUAAAAAUCUGGGAUGCGGAGACAGAGGAACUGGUAUUCGACAUCGAUGAUCACCAGGAUAAAGUGUGGACAGUGGCCUAUUCUCCUAAUGGAAGCAAGAUUGCGAGUGGGUCAUAUGAUCAGACGGUUCGCAUCUGGAACGCAACGACUGGCAAGCAACAAACACAACCAUUUUCCCAUGGUGAUGCAGUUCGCGUGAUGCUGCUAGCUCACCUUCCCCAUCUCUACCCCCUCAAAGUCAUUCCAAUCAUGAAAUCACUACCCCAGUCCACUCCCCUCCUCGUCAAGCUUUCCGACGGAAUCCAAGUUCCUCCAGAAACCAUCAACUCGCGUGAUGCAGCUGCAUCCUCUUCCCCAUCUCUUCCCCCUCAAGGCUCCUCUUGUCCACAAAUACCUAUUGCUUCAGCUUCCACUCCAAUGCUGACCUCACCUCGAAAAUCGUUUUGGAAGCGCUUUCCUAUAUUCAACAGGUCUGCAGCAUUUGCAGACUCUAAGCGGUGGAAAUUCCCGCGCAUUGGUACAACGGUAGCAUCAUGCAGCGCAAACAUCGGAACGUGGGACCUGAUGAUACCCAGCAUUAGCGUGCUUCCGGUUUUUGUCUUCAUGGGGGUGAAGUUCCCCCUCCCAUUCUAUCGUAUCGUGUAUCCCGUACCCAUUAUUCUUCUGAAGCCAGCGCUUUAUCCAGCGUGGCACGCCCGUGAUACAACCGCUGACCCACACAGCCCGCAGUCCUGUCGACCGCAAACAAAUAAUCAAUCAUUCGAUUAG